GGGAGACCAGUCACAGGGGCUGAUUCCAUCGAGGCUUGUCGUUUUUGUUCCAUUGGUCAGAGAGUAGUAGGAGUUCAAAUUUUGUGUUCUUGUGUGUUGGAUUGUUCCGUGAUUUGUGGCAAACAGUUUUUUUUAAUAAUGGUGAGUAUUGUUUAUUCUCUACGUUUAGCACGGUCAGAUGUUGUACAGCCCUUAAAACGCGCUGUUUAUUUUAGCUGCAAUGGGGGAAAAUCGUGCAUGAGCAACAGAACAGCAGGUCAAUACUCUGUGUGUUUUUUUUUUUUUUAUAGUCUUUGGACUAGGAUAUAUUUAUUAAUAGUGUUAGGAAGAAAAGGGUUGGUUAAGACAGUUGGAAUUAUUAGUCAGGAAUGGAUUAUUAUUAUUAUUAUUAUUAUUAUUAUUAUUAUUAUUAUUUUUCUUUUUGGUCGGGGGCGAGAUCAUUUAAAGAAAUGAUAUGGUUAGAUUUUAGAUAUGGUUAAUGAGAAAAGUGUGGGUAAUCGAGAUGAUUGAAAUGAUUGGGCCUGCUGCAGAAAAGUCCGGCCGAGUUAAAAACAGAAGUUAUGAAACCAUAGGGAAACAAUUCGUGACCAUUGUCACCUGACAAAUGAACCAUAGACAUUUGGUCGUUGGUGGACCAGUUGCAUUCUCCCGCGUACGGUAGUUAUUCCCAGGAUAAUGGAGGUUCCCCUGUAUUCACUGCAUGAAGAAAUUAAAUCUUAGGCUGAUGUUACAAUCAAAUUAUAUUUAUGAUGAAAUAAAAAUUUAUACCGUUUCAGGAUUUAUUUUAUAAAUAAAAAAAAAAAAAAAAUCCAAAUUUAAAAAAAAUAAGUUUAAAAAAUUGUCUUUUAUAAGCUAACUGCACAAACUGGAGCUGUAGGUCUUUCUCAUAAGCUUACAGCAAAACCGGAGGUAUAGGUCUUUUUGAUAAGCUAACAGCAAUAGCUGCAAGUGUAGAUCUUUCUCAAAGAUGAUAGAAUAAUUUAUUUAUUGUGUUGGUGUACAGGGUGUUGGUGUACAAGGUGUUGGCGUGCAGGUGUUGGUGUACAGGGUGUUGGUAUACAGGGUGUUGGUGUACAAGGUGUUGGUGUACAUGGUGUUGGUGUACAUGGUGUUGGUGUACAGGGUGUUGGUGUACAGGGUGUUGGUGUGCAGGGUGUUGGUGUACAAGGUGUUGGUGCACAGGGUGUUGGUGUGUAGGUGUUGGUGUAUAGGGUGUAGGUGUACAGGGUGUUGGUGUACAGGGUGUUGGUGUACAGGGUGUUGGUGUGCAGGGUUUUGGUGUACAGGGUGUUGGUGUAUAGGGUGUAGGUGCACAGGGUGUUCGUGUAUAGGGUGUUGGUGUAUAAGGUGUUUUGGUGUAUAGGGUGAUGGUGUAUAGGGUGUUGGUGUGUAGGGUGUUUGUGUGUAGGGUUUUGGUGUGUAGGGUGCUGGCGUGUAGGAUGUUGGUGUGUAGGGUGUUGGUGUGUAAGGUGUUGGUGUACAGAGUGUUGGUGUAUAUUGUGUUGGUUAAUAGGGUGUUGGUGUACACAGUGUUGGUGUAUGGGGUGUUGGUGAAUAGGGUGUUGAUGUAGAGGGUGUUCAUUUCUGGUGUGUAUGUGUACAGGGUGUUGAUGUAGUUUGGUAUUUUUGGUAGCUGAGCCGCAAGUCAUGGAAUGUUUAGGCAUUGAAGGAGGUGAUGUGCUACUGUCUCAUUUAAUUUUGUCUAUGAAGUAAAGUAAUGCUGUUUUAAAUUCUAACACCCUGAACCAUUGUCACUAAAAGAAGUUCUUUUUUAAGUAAUUAUUUAAAGUUAAGGCUGGUUAGAAGAGGUCAGUUUAGUGGUGGGCAUCGUACAGAGAAGGAAGGUGUGUGAGAUUUGUGGGAGGACGACAGAGGGAGAGAGAGGGAGAGAGACGGAGAUAGGAAGAGAGAGGGAGAGAGAGGGAGAGACGGAGAUAGGUAGAGAGAGAAAUGAUGAGAGAAAGAUAGAGGAAGAGAAAGCGAAAGAGAGAGAGAGAGAGAGAGGGAGAGAGAAUGAGAUAGAGGAGGUCAAAAUAGUGUGCGAUAGUACAUAAUGUUCAAAGAGAUGGAGAGCUGGGGUGGGGUCGGAGAGUUAGAAUAGAGAGUAAAUGCUAAUCGUAUAAUCACAGGAUAAGAAGGGAGGUUUCAGUAGACUGGAAGAAUUCGCUGAUAAACAACUGGCGUAGGAAGGGUGGGGUGAUAGAAGGUUGGGGCGAAGGACGGCGAAGGCGUAGGACAAGUGGGGCGUAGGACAAGUGGGGCGUAGGACAAGUGGGGCGUAGGAAAAGUGGGGCGUAGGAAGGGUCGUGCUGCUCGCCCGUUGCGGCACUUUUGUUCAACAUAUUGAGGGGCGGAUUUCUCGACAAGAUGCAGAUAUUCUUCAUGAGGGCGGGAGCGGGGAAAAUCACGCCCCGUCCCAGUUGGCACCAACUAUAGUUACGCCGCCGAGAAACAAAUGUUAGCGCAGAUGUAGAUGGGUGUCUACUUGGAUAGAGCGUUAACUGUGGACAAUCUCAUUAGCAUGCUUUGCAAGGCGAUUUUUCUGGAGCUGUGCAGAAUGUCAUAUCAGACCUUUCUUAACGUUUGAUGCAACAAAGAGGCUGAUGUCUGCAUUCUUGCUUUCACGCAUGGACUACUGCAAUGCUCUCAUAGUGGGUCUUCCAGCUACGCUCCUGGAUAAAAUUUAAAAAAGCACAGAAUAAUGUAGCUCGCAUUGUUCUUCGCUAACGCAAAUUCGACCAUGCUAAAACACUUGUGAGAGAGUUGCAUUGGCUGCCGGUCCGCGCUCGCAUAGAGUAAAAAAUUGCAACUCUGUGCGACUGCUGCUUGCAUGACCUGGCACCGUCCUAUCUUUAAACACUCAUGACGACUUAUGUACCCACUAGACAACUCCGCUCAUCCGAUAGGGGCAAACUCUCCAUACCACGUGUUCGUCUUGAGACUUACGGAAGGCGCACUUUCGCAUUUGCUGGCCCAACAAUUAGGAACACACUUCCUGACGCUCGCAGAAACAGCCAGAUACUGGAGUCUUUCAAAACCGAAUUGAAAACACAUCUAUUUCGCAAAAACCUGCUGGGGUGAUGUUGUCUACCAUCUUUUCCAGCUGGCUAUUUCUCCUAGAUGUAUAUUAACCUGUGAUGUUUAUGUUUGCAAGGGAUGAAAGACUUAGAAUGGGUAUUCUCGUAUGUAUUUUGUGUAAUUUUGCGUCUAUUAUUUCAAUGCAUAGAUUUGUUCAUUUCACUUUUAACAUGGUUGACUUUUUACCGCGCGCGCAUCGAGCCUUUGGGGAUGAAGAGUGAUUUUCUAAUAAACUUUAUUAUUAUUAUAAUUAUUAUGUAGCAUUUCUAGGGAACAUUUCAAAUGUUAAAAUAGAGGUAAAGAAACACACACGAAUGAUAUACAAAGGGGUUAACAAAGAGAAAAGAACCGAUGUAGUUUUAUUAGUAAUUCACCCCUAUCUCUCCCCCCCCCCCUUUCUGUCACUCUCCCAACAAAGCCAAGUAAGUUUCAAUUGAACAAAAAUUUGACGUCCAGAAGGCGCUGUUGAACUCAUAUCUCCAACGCACGUACCUGGUUUCUUGAGAGAGCUGAAUUAUGCUAAUGAGUAUUGAUAAACGUCAUCCCCUGGCCGACUUAAGGUUCACUUUGACUGAUGGUCGUCAGCGGCGGAAACUUAAUGACGAAUGGGGCGCAAAGAUGAAAGAGCUCCGCUCGAUCUCUACCCACGUGCCCAACCCCGAAAACAACAGCGACAACAACAACAACAAAAGCAACAACUACGAAUCAGAAAUAGACAACAACCUUACAGAGGUUGAUUUUUUAAGCAAAAAUAACAAGUACAGUAACAUGGCAUGGGGUCGAGAUGACAUGACAGGAUUAACAAUAACGGAUCUGGCAACCGUUUGACAUCAAGUCGCAGUAACAUGGCAUGGAGUCGAGAUGACAUGACAGGAUUAACAAUAACGGAUCUGGCAACCGUUUGACAUCAAGUCGCAGUAACAUGGCAUGGAGUCGAGAUGACAUGACAGGAUUAACAAUAACGGAUCUGGCAACCGUUUGACAUCAAGUCGCAGUAACAUGGCAUGGAGUCGAGAUGACAUGACAGGAUUAACAAUAACGGAUCUGGCAACCGUUUGACAUCAAGUCGCAGUAACAUGGCAUGGAGUCGAGAUGACAUGACAGGAUUAACAAUAACGGAUCUGGCAACCGUUUGACAUCAAGUCGCAGUAACAUGGCAUGGGGUCGAGAUGACAUGACAGGAGUAACAAUAACGGAUCUGGCAACCGUUUGACAUCAAGUCGCAGUAACAUGGCAUGGAGUCGAGAUGACAUGACAGGAUUAACAAUAACGGAUCUGGCAACCGUUUGACAUCAAGUCGCAGUAACAUGGCAUGGGGUCGAGAUGACAUGACAGGAUUAACAAUAACGGAUCUGGCAACCGUUUGACAUCAAGUCGCAGUAACAUGGCAUGGGGUCGAGAUGACAUGCCUAACAAUAACGGAUCUUGGAACCGUUUGACAUCAAGUCGCCCCGACCAUGUCACGACAGGGGCAUUCUUAUCGUGCGAAUGGAUUUGUGAAGAAAGUAGUGCCGGGUAGGGGAAAUGGCAUUUGUGUGUGUGUGUGUGUGUGUGUGAGGGGAAAGAAAGGGGUCAACAGAAAGGAAAGAUUGAAAGUGGGAUUGUGUGGAAUUCGGUGGCGGGCUGUCAUUUUAUUUUAAUUAACUUGAUUUACGAUAUUUACAUAAACGAAUAUGUGACAAAGGACAUAGGUCCACGUAAAGUUAUCGACAGAGAGCGCUGAGUCUGCUAGCACGUGCACAUUUCAGUUACGUCAUUGGCCUGAGAGGAUGAAAAAAAAUAUAUGGAGCUACAGUUAUAUGGAUUGAAGUUAUGCAAAUCGUAUGAACUACGUGGCGUGUACGUUUCUAUUUAAGAUUGAUGUGUUGAGGUGUUACCCGUGGAUUUUAUUUUGUGGAAAGAAAAAAACCAAACAAGUUCCAAUCAAUCUAUUUAAGCUGAAACUAUCGAUUUAAUCAUUGAUUAGAUCUGCCAUUUUUAGUUUUAUAUCAGGUAUAAUGCUUAAUUCAGUGUCAUGAGUUAUGUCACUGUACAGUCUGGUCAAACUUCAUACAAUGUCAUAGUUUAUGUUACUGUACAGUCUGGUAUAAAUUCAUAAAGUGUCAUGGUUUAUGUUACUAUCGAGCUUGGUAUAACUUUAUAAAGUAUCAUAGUUUAUGUUAAUAUGUACAGUCUGGUAUAACUUCAUAAAGUGUCAUAGUUUAUGUUACUGUAAGUCUGUUAUUCUGUAUAAGUUCAUAAAGUGUCAUAGUUUGUGUUACUGUACAGAUCUGGUAUAACUUCAUGAAGUGUCAUAGUUCAUGUUACUGUACAGAUCUGGUAUAACUUCAUAAAGUGUCAUAGUUCAUGUUACUGUACAGAUCUGGUAUACCUUCAUAAAGUGUCAUUGUUUAUGUUACUGUACAAAUCCGGUAUAACUUCAUUGUAUGUGAGAUUAAAGACUUCCCUGUGUUGUGAAUGACGUAUGAACAAAUCAAUGAGACCCUUAAAAAAUUGCACGUCAAUUAAAGCACUUGCCCUAACACGAGACCGAAGGGCCAAAUAUGGUCCUUAAGUUCUUAGAUCAGGGAUCCUCACAAUUUUUAACAAGGGUUUGGCGCAGGGUCAUCAGACAUUUACGGGGGCUGGAUCAGUGUCUCUAAGACACUAUCUGAGGACAGACUACAGUUUUUAAAAAAAAAUGAAUUCUAUGCCCAUUGCACAUAACUCAAUUAUAUGAUCAUCACACAUAUCUCAGUUCUAUGAUGAAUGCACAAUGUCAAUUCUAUGAUCAGUGCACAUAUCUCAAUUAUAUGAUCAAAACACAUAUUUCAAUUCUAUGAUCAAUGUAUAUAUUUCACUUGUAGUAAAAAAAAGAAAGAAAAGAAAACCCGAAAUAAUUGUAAAACAAUAGUAACAUAUUUAAUAUGAAAACAAAUAUCUCACAUAAACUUAAUAGUAUUUCCAAGGGAUAUAUGACUAAUGAGGUGAUCAAUGUCGGAUUCUAUAUUUAUCGCUGCUAGCCAGGCGCUCUUACGGUGGCUAGGCCAGUCGGAAAAAAAAAUGACUACUGGCAGGCCGGAUCUGUCCCGCAGGCCGUAGUUAGAGGACACUUGUUAUAAAUCAUUGAAUAAUUAUCAAUUUUUGGGCGGGAAGAACCACGAGGGAUGUCCAUGAGUUAUGCACAUGAUGUGUGGUCAUCAGAUGUGUACAUGAGGCUUGUAAACGGGGUGUGUACAUGAGGUGUGUACAUUAGUUGUGUAUCUGAGGUGUGCACAUGCUGUGUAUACACGAAAGUGUGUAGAUCAGGUGUGUACAAGAGGUUUCUAAGCAAGUUGUGCAUAUGAGGUGUGUACGUGGAGGCUGUCUUCAUCAGUUGUGUACACGAUCUGUGUGAAUGAGGUGUGUACAUGAGGUUUUUACCUGAUGCGUGUUGAUGAGGUGUGUGCAUUGAGUUGUGUACAUGAGUUGUUUAUAUGACGUGAAUACAUUAGGUGUGUGCGUCAUGCGUCCACAUUGCUCUGCUGGUAGGGAUAUUCAAUGUCUGAUUCAAAGUUACACCUUUAUGAUGCUAGGGCGUCAUUACUAGAACAUCAAUUUGAGUAAUUUAAGUCAUAAUAAGAAUUAAAUUAAUAAAAAUUUUCCUUGAAUAUUACACAUCAUGCUCCCAUCACUCAUUUUUGAAGAAAGUGUGGAUGUACAAAGAAAAUUGUGAGAAUUCCUCAUUUAGCUAUUUGAAAAGAGCCGUUAAAAACUAUCUUUGUUAAAGUAUAGCCUUGGAUAGCGCAAAGCUCCCCCCCCCCCCACUUCAUCGUAGUUAUUUUUAGCCACCACUUGUCUCGUUAGUCUCGUUUUGAUAUUGACGUCACCUAGUAAAUGUGCUUGCUCGCCCCCUUUCUUGAAAAGGGAAAAGGUUGUUUACAUUCGAAUGCGUUCUUUUUAUUUUAAAGAAUGCCAUUAGGUGAAGCAUGUCUAGACUUUCUGUAUUAGAACAUGCUCUAUUAGUUUCUAUAUAAAGGCUGCGAGCUUUCUUAGUAGAUAAACAGAGCGAGCCAUAUAUGGAGUGCCAGGGAUAAUUUUGUUCCUUACAGGAGACAUUAUAUAACUGCUUGCGUGUAAAUCAAUAGAUUCUACUUGUAUUGUGUUACUUGCUGUAAGUUGAUACAGUUUCUUUGCGCCUGUGCACAAAGUUGAACUUUUUAUAUGAAUGCGCUCAAAUGAUUACAUUAAAUACAGUAGUAUCACUAGCUUUGAUGUGUAGCUCAGUUUUCUUGCUGCAAAAUAUGGUUUUAAAAAAUAAACAUUACCCUGACAACGAUAAUAUAACAGGUUUGUGCUUCGAGUAGUGUUGACCAAAGGGACAUAAACCAGGCGUAUCUGUCCGGGCGCGAGUAAUUAGAACCUCGAUAUUGGACGUGCGAUGACAGGUCGAUGGAUAAUUUUUAGCCCUAAAGUUCACUGGCUGAUCCGACUUGGAGCAGGACAAUUUUAAUUCAGUGAUUUGUCAAUGCAUCUAAAACUGAAAGAACCUAAAAGAUAUGAUUACAAAAAGUGACAUAUUAACAUUUUAAAACAUGUUUUUUUCCCUAAUCCUUGUUAAAAUGUCACAUUUAGAGUGUACAAUAUCAAGGGUUUUUAAAUGCCCAAUAAAGAAUACCGGGGUCACUAUGCCGGGGUCACUAUGACGGGGUCAUUAUGCCGGGGUCACAUCGCUGUGUAGGCAGAGACUGAUGCAAAGUCCAUAGGAAUAUAUUAACUAUUCUGAAAAUAUAAUCUAAGUACGUCAUUUCCUCCACAAGGUUUCGUUUCAAAUUUACUUAUGAUCAGUAUUUACUGAGUCUUUACUCAACAUGUUAAUAAGGAGCCGUAAUUGUUGCUAAGACUGCCAUGGAUGCUCAUCGAAAAUAAACGAUAACGUCUAAUUUAGAAAAUCAUUGAAGGGUAUUGUACUAAAUUUUAGAACUUUUACCACAUAGAAACGUAUUGGGGAGGAUAUUAAUAAAAUUAUUAUUAAUAUAUGCGGAUUAUGUGUACUGAAAUAAACUUUCAAUUUUUUUUCAUAUAUAGUACUUGCUAAAUAAAUUCUUGUUUUAACUACGUAGAGUCUGACGUCACUAAUCGGCAGAGAUUUGGCAGCUUUUACAUGGUGUAACAUUGGCCAUAGGAGAAAAGCAAAGUUUAACAUUGACCAUAGGAGAAAAUCAAAAUGUAACAUUGACCAUAGGAUAAAAGCAAGGUGUAACAUUGGCCAUAUGAGAAAUGCAAAAUGUAACAUUGGCCAUAGGAGAAAAGCAAGGUGUAACAUUGGUCAUAGGAGAAAAGCAAGGUGUAACAUUGAACAUAGGAGAAAAGCAAAGUGUAACAUUGAACAUAGGAGAAAAGCAAAGUGUAACAUUGGCAAUAGGAGAAAAGCAAAGUGUAACAUUGGCCAUAGUAGAAAAGCAAAGUGUAACAUUGGCCAUAGUAGAAAAGCAAAGUGUAACAUUGGCCAUAGUAGAAAAGCAAAGUGUAACAUUGGCAAUAGGAGAAAAGCAAAGUGUAACAUUGGCAAUAGGAGAAAAGCAAAGUGUAACAUUGACCCUCGGAGAAAAGCAAAGUGUAACAUAGACAAUAGGAGAAAAGCAAAGUGUAACAUAGACAAUAGGAGAAAAGCAAAGUGUAACAUGGACCACAGGAGAAAAGCAGAGUGUAACAUGGACCACAGGAGAAAAGCAGAGUGUAACAUGGACCACAGGAGAAAAAAAGUGUAACAUGGACCACAGGAGAAAAGCAGAGUGUAACAUGGACCACAGGAGAAAAAAAGUGUAACAUGGACCACAGGAGAAAAGCAAAGUGUAACAUGGACCACAGGAGAAAAGCAAAGUGUAACAUGGACCACAGGAGAAAAAAAGUGUAACAUGGACCACAGGAGAAAAGCAGAGUGUAACAUGGACCACAGGAGAAAAGCAGAGUGUAACAUGGACCACAGGAGAAAAGCAAAGUGUAACAUGGACCACAGGAGAAAAGCAGAGUGUAACAUGGACCACAGGAGAAAAGCAGAGUGUAACAUGGACCACAGGAGAAAAGCAGAGUGUAACAUGGACCACAGGAGAAAAGCAGAGUGUAACAUGGACCACAGGAGAAAAGCAGAGUGUAACAUGGACCACAGGAGAAAAGCAGAGUGUAACAUGGACCACAGGAGAAAAGCAGAGUGUAACAUGGACCACAGGAGAAAAGCAGAGUGUAACAUGGACCACAGGAGAAAAGCAGAGUGUAACAUGGACCACAGGAGAAAAGCAGAGUGUAACAUGGACCACAGGAGAAAAGCAGAGUGUAACAUGGACCACAGGAGAAAAGCAGAGUGUAACAUGGACCACAGGAGAAAAGCAGAGUGUAACAUGGACCACAGGAGAAAAGCAGAGUGUAACAUGGACCACAGGAGAAAAGCAGAGUGUAACAUGGACCACAGGAGAAAAGCAGAGUGUAACAUGGACCACAGGAGAAAAGCAGAGUGUAACAUGGACCACAGGAGAAAAGCAGAGUGUAACAUGGACCACAGGAGAAAAGCAGAGUGUAACAUGGACCACAGGAGAAAAGCAGAGUGUAACAUGGACCACAGGAGAAAAGCAGAGUGUAACAUGGACCACAGGAGAAAAGCAGAGUGUAACAUGGACCACAGGAGAAAAGCAAAGUGUAACAUGGACCACAGGAGAAAAGCAAAGUGUAACAUGGACCACAGGAGAAAAGCAAAGUGUAACAUGGACCACAGGAGAAAAGCAAAGUGUAACAUGGACCACAGGAGAAAAGCAAAGUGUAACAUGGACCACAGGAGAAAAGCAAAGUGUAACAUGGACCACAGGAGAAAAGCAAAGUGUAACAUGGACCACAGGAGAAAAGCAAAGUGUAACAUGGACCACAGGAGAAAAGCAAAGUGUAACAUGGACCACAGGAGAAAAGCAAAGUGUAACAUGGACCACAGGAGAAAAGCAAAGUGUAACAUGGACCACAGGAGAAAAGCAAAGUGUAACAUGGACCACAGGAGAAAAGCAAAGUGUAACAUGGACCACAGGAGAAAAGCAAAGUGUAACAUGGACCACAGGAGAAAAGCAGAGUGUAACAUGGACCACAGGAGAAAAGCAGAGUGUAACAUGGACCACAGGAGAAAAGCAAAGUGUAACAUGGACCACAGGAGAAAAGCAAAGUGUAACAUGGACCACAGGAGAAAAGCAAAGUGUAACAUGGACCACAGGAGAAAAGCAAAGUGUAACAUGGACCACAGGAGAAAAGCAAAGUGUAACAUGGACCACAGGAGAAAAGCAAAGUGUAACAUGGACCACAGGAGAAAAGCAAAGUGUAACAUGGACCACAGGAGAAAAGCAAAGUGUAACAUGGACCACAGGAGAAAAGCAAAGUGUAACAUGGACCACAGGAGAAAAGCAAAGUGUAACAUGGACCACAGGAGAAAAGCAAAGUGUAACAUGGACCACAGGAGAAAAGCAAAGUGUAACAUGGACCACAGGAGAAAAGCAAAGUGUAACAUGGACCACAGGAGAAAAGCAGAGUGUAACAUGGACCACAGGAGAAAAGCAGAGUGUAACAUGGACCACAGGAGAAAAGCAGAGUGUAACAUGGACCACAGGAGAAAAGCAGAGUGUAACAUUGGCCAUAGUAGAAAAGCAUGGUGUAAAAUUGACAUAGGAGAAAAGCAAAGUGUAACAUAGACCAUAGGAGAAAAGCAAACUGUAACAUUGACCAUAGAUGUUCAUAAGAGAAAAGGUUCUCCAACAUCUAAGUACGUCAUUUGUUUAGGGCAGUGUGGGGCAUUAGCCACGCACCCCCUCCCCUCCCAAUUGGCAGGUUUUAUGUAAAUUGCGUUGUUUUGUUGCGCUUCCCACUUAACCAGCCGCCAAAUUUUUCGUUUCCCCCCCCCCCCCCCCACACACACACACACUGAAAUGAUGCCCUUGUCCACAUCCUCAUAAUCUCACCUCCAAAUCGUUUUCAUUUGAAACUAUAUCGAUUACAAGAGUUGCCGGAUUAAAGGAUUUAAUAAGAGUAAUUCGAUAUUUGCGUUAGCAGGCCGCGUCUGUCUGUUAGCAGGCUGUGUCUGUUACCAGGCCGCGUGUCUGUUACCAGGCUGUCUGACUGUUACCAGGCUGUGUCUGUCUGUUAGCAGGUCAUGUCUGUCUGUUAGCAGGUCAUGUCUGUCUGUUAGCAGGCUGCGUCUGUUAGCAGGCCGAGUCUGUCUGUUACCAGAAGGUGUCUGUCUGCUACCAGGCUGUGUUUGUCUGUUAGCAGGCUGCUUCUGUCACAAGGCCAUGUCUGUCUGUUACCAAGCUGUGUCUGUCUUUCUCAAGUGUGCGCUCAAGGCUGUCGUGUCGACUCUGUUCUUGACAGAGUUGGUAUCUGGAGGUUGAGGGCGGGGGUGUUACAAGAGGAGGGGACUGCACACAAGAAUACGCGCGCCCCACCCCAUGUAUUCGUUAGAGCAUUGCAACUGUUCUUAUAUAAUAAUAACUGGUUCUACUGUAUACUUCUGCACAAUAUUGGGUUUCGAUAGUUUAAAAAGUGUCCUUUUCCAUUGUGGAUUGGCGAUGACAUGAAAAACGCAUGUCAAAGUCAUGUUCGACAUUUCCAAAAAUUUGACGCAAGAACCCCCAAACUACUCACCGUGACAUUCACUCAGAGCCGACUUUACAUGCUUCAGCGCCUUCAAAAACAUCAUUCCCAUUGAAUAGUUAAUUUUUAAACAUUACACAUCCUAACAUCUUUUCAAUACUUGCACUAGAUUAUAUAUUGAAAUUCCAAUCUACGCUGCUACAUCAUUUUAUAUGGUCUUCUCAAAACAACACUGAACCAUUAGCUACUAUAUUUGGUUGCUAGUUCUUCGACCACGGUCACAGACAUAAUAAGUCUUAACGUUCUGAAAACGUUAAUCUAAAAUGUACACACGAGGAUAGAGAGAAAGUUGUUAGACAAUGGUGUGUGUGUGUGUCUUUGUGUGGAAAAAGUUGACAUUUAAGUGAGUCCGUAGAUCAUAAUUUGAGCAAGAACGUGUCCCGGGUCAUGAAACAACCACGCAUAGAACUGCAUUUAGUAAAAGCUACUCCACCGCCUUCAGUUGUACGUUGUUGGGUGUAUUCCUGGCUGUCGGGUUUGAUACUAAGACCCAAAUGGUUAUCGUCACAUGCUUGGUUAUCAUCACAUGCUUGGUUAUCAUCACAUGCUUGGUUAUCAUCACAUGCUUGGUUAUCAUCACAUGCUUGGUUAUCAUCACAUGCUUGGUUAUCAUCACAUGCUUGGUUAUCGUCACAUGCUUGGUUAUCGUCACAUGCUUGGUUAUCGUCACAUGCUUGGUUAUCAUCACAUGCUUGGUUAUCGUCACAUGCUUGGUUAUCGUCACAUGCUUGGUUAUCAUCACAUGCUUGGUUAUCAUCACAUGCUUGGUUAUCGUCACAUGCUUGGUUAUCGUCACAUGCUUGGUUAUCGUCACAUGCUUGGUUAUCAUCACAUGCUUGGUUAUCAUCACAUGCUUGGUUAUCAUCACAUGCUUGGUUAUCGUCACAUGCUUGGUUAUCGUNUUGGCACUAAACCUGUUUAGUUUUUCUACCAUUGGCACUAAACCUGUUUAGUUUUUCUACCAUUGGCACUAAACCUGUUUAGUUUUUCUACCAUUGGCACUAAACCUGUUUAGUUUUUCUACCAUUGGCACUAAACCUGUUUAGUUUUUCUACCAUUGGCACUAAACCUGUUUAGUUUUUCUACCAUUGGCACUAAACCUGUUUAGUUUUUCUACCAUUGGCACUAAACCUGUUUAGUUUUUCUACCAUUGGCACUAAACCUGUUUAGUUUUUCUACCAUUGGCACUAAACCUGUUUAGUUUUUCUACCAUUGGCACUAAACCUGUUUAGUUUUUCUACCAUUGGCACUAAACCUGUUUAGUUUUUCUACCAUUGGCACUAAACCUGUUUAGUUUUUCUACCAUUGGCACUAAACCUGUUUAGUUUUUCUACCAUUGGCACUAAACCUGUUUAGUUUUUCUACCAUUGGCACUAAACCUGUUUAGUUUUUCUACCAUUGGCACUAAACCUGUUUAGUUUUUCUACCAUUGGCACUAAACCUGUUUAGUUUUUCUACCAUUGGCACUAAACCUGUUUAGUUUUUCUACCAUUGGCACUAAACCUGUUUAGUUUUUCUACCAUUGGCACUAAACCUGUUUAGUUUUUCUACCAUUGGCACUAAACCUGUUUAGUUUUUCUACCAUUGGCACUAAACCUGUUUAGUUUUUCUACCAUUGGCACUAAACCUGUUUAGUUUUUCUACCAUUGGCACUAAACCUGUUUAGUUUUUCUACCAUUGGCACUAAACCUGUUUAGUUUUUCUACCAUUGGCACUAAACCUGUUUAGUUUUUCUACCAUUGGCACUAAACCUGUUUAGUUUUUCUACCAUUGGCACUAAACCUGUUUAGUUUUUCUACCAUUGGCACUAAACCUGUUUAGUUUUUCUACCAUUGGCACUAAACCUGUUUAGUUUUUCUACCAUUGGCACUAGACCUGUUUAGUUUUUCUACCAUUGGCACUAAACCUGUUUAGUUUUUCUACCAUUGGCACUAAACCUGUUUAAUUUUUUUUCCAUUAAAUUCCGUUUCAAAAGGAAUUCUGUUCUUUCAUUCAUGAAUAGACGUUUGAUAAAAACGUACGCAGCUCUAAUCGUAAGAGAUUAUAAGCUUUGAAGCAUUAAAAGAAGGUUUGAGACAAACCAUUGACACAGUUGCUAAUCGCUGUUUUCAGUUAGCAAAGGAACUAAUCUAGGGUGUAGGGAGAGAUUUAAUGCACACACACACUGAGGCUAUGCAGGUUGCUAAGGACGCUUUUUUGUUGUUUGUGGUGAUCUACAAGGCGUUUUUAUGAUAACACCUUUCUAUAGAAUCGGUGACUGCCUUGUGUUUUGUUUUUUUAUUACGGCUCUGUAAGGGGUGGUGGGUGACGGUGGGGGUACUUGUAUACGUGUGUACGUGUGUACGUGCGUGGUGAUGGGGCUAAGGGGGUGGCGGUCGCUGCACCAGGCGAGACGGGUUCUUGGGUGAAGGUGGAGCCGCCUUUGUUUAAGUUUUGAACACAAAAUUAAAGGUUAAUGGAAAAUAGAGCUGUGUGUUGAAUCAGCACUGAGGCGUUGCGUGAGGGGGUUGGUUUAUUUCAAUUCAGCAAACUGUAGGUUAGUUUAUGAAAGAGGUAUACACAUUUAUAAGAUCUCUCAAAUCAAGGAUUCUAAAACUUUUGAAAGGAAUCAGUGAUUCUAAAACAUUUGAGUGGGGCAGAGCGUCGAGACUGAAGGAAUUAUCCAAACUGGCGGCAUGGAAAUGCGCUAAAACGAUUUCUUGUUGUUGAUAAACUAUUUUAAAUUAUGUUUAAGCUCCCGUAGACCGGCGACUGAGUGGCCACGGACCUCUACCUGUCAAACACAGGUUACAUAACAAUUACUGUGAUCAGGGGCGUGUGAAUUGGUGGAGCGAGUUAAGAGGCGGCCGCCCGGGGCGCCAUUUUCAGGGAAGCGCCUAAACCGUCAAUGAUUAUGUCAAAAGUCCUUGAUCAUAUAUCAUCUAUUGACGAAACAAGGGCAGUGGAGGGGAAGCCAAUUUCAGCCUCCACCCUGCGCAGGUUUCCCUUACCCCGCCCAUGACUUUGAUUUAUUUUUCUCUUCCCCUCUCUCCCCCCCCCCCAAAUGCAUUGUUUGGAUGGAUAAAAAAUAUGAACACUUUUCCUUUCAUUCCAGGCAGACACAGAUUCAGAUCCUCAUGACGUCAAGGGAGAGGAGGCGGAGACAGAAGAGGAGGCAGAAAACAACGUGGAGGUUGGAGGUAAGAAAAUAGCAAGACAGACAGACCAUUACAGACAUUAUGUCAAUGUUCUUCUUAAUAAUUGCGUCAGACUUUCAACCCCAGCAGUCCACAAUCAAGGCCUAUCGUGUGCAGCAACCAACCCCACCCCCACAUUCACACUAAGGUACCGCCCACACUAAGGGAUCAAUGGUCUGGAGCACCCCCCCCCCUUCCCCCCUCCGAGCCGAUCCUUACCCCUGUCUGAUACACAUCUAUUUCGGUCCAUUUCUUGUCAGGGAUGNUCAAUGGUCUGGAGCACCCCCCACCCACACUAAGGGAUCAAUGGUCUGGAGCACCCCACACCCACACUAAGGGAUCAAUGGUCUGGAGCACACCCCCACCCACCCUAAGGGAUCAAUGUUCUGGAGCACCCCCCCCCCCGCCACACUAAGGGAUCAAUGGUCUGGAGCGCACCCCCACACGCAAGGCCCAUUGUCUGGAGCAACCCCUCCCACACACACACAAAAGAUUCAAUCGUCUGGAGCUACCUCCCACACACUCUGGGACCCAUCGUCUGAAGCACAUCCCACCACCCAAAACACUCAGGAAUCAAUCGUCUGAAGCUACCUCCCACACACUCUGGGACCCAUCGUCUGAAGCACAUCCCACCACCCAAAACACUCAGGAAUCAAUCGUCUGGAGCUACCUCCCACACACUCUGGGACCCAUCGUCUGAAGCACAUCCCUCCCCUCCACACACUCAGGAAUCAAUCGUCUGGAGCAAACCCAUCCCCCACAUUUCGGCUAACCCCAAGUUUCAUAAAACGUAAUAACUGCUAUCAUGUUGGCUGAAGCCAGACGUUUGAUCCAAGGGGUGUAGUGGGGCAACCUGUAAAUUCUGCAUUGGUUUUUACCUGUUCUUCACUUGAAACUGAUUUUCAAACCAGUACAUGGAGUCCCGUAGGCGGUAUGACAUUUACACAAUGAAAAUUCCGGCAACUCCUGCAUGGCUAAUGGUGGCAGGCUGUAUCAUCCAUAUGGUGUGUUUCCUUGGGUUUUCCAGAUUCAGGGAGACAGGUAAUUUGUCAGGGAGACAGGUGAUUUGUCAGGGAGACAGGUGAUUUGUCAGGGAGACAGGUGAUUUGCCGUCUAGGGAACCAGCUUAUCCUCCUAAAGAAAAAAAUCCCAGGCCUUGUUAUUUCGUCCUGUCAAAUCUACGCCAUCCUGUGACGUACGGACUAACAAAAUAAAUAUAAAUAAAUGAAUAUCCUGCCUAUAAAAUUCACAAGUCUGCAAAUUUGGUUAAGCUUUGAAAUCUGAUAAUGUUUUUUAUAAUAAAAUUCCAUAUUUAAAAAAAAAUUGAAAUUCGGACUUUUUAAACUAAAAUUUGAUAUUUUUACAUUGAAAUCUUUCAUUUUUUUUAUAUUGAACUUUGAUAUUGAGAUUUUAAAAUUUUGAUAAUGAUAUGGGUUAUUGAAAUUUGAGAUUUUUUAUACUGAAAUUCUUACUGAUAUUGAAAUUUGGGGGAUGGGAGGAAAUCUAACUAUAAAUAAAGACAUUGUCUGUUAAUACAUUUUGAAAUGUUUAUCUAAAAAAAACAAACAGGUGGCGAUGGAAAAGCAGCUGACGAUGAAGAAGAUGCGGAUGACGCCACUGCAGAGCCUGGAGAUGAACCAGAUGCUGACGAAGACGCAGAAAAGCAAGAUGGAAAUCUUCAAGACGACGACGCUGAUGGCAAGGUGGAUGACCAAGAACAACCCCCAGAAGACGGGACCCCUGCAGGGGACGACGAUCAGGCUGGAAAUGCUGAAAACGAGGCCGACGGUCCACCAGACGAGAAUGCAGGAGUUUCACCUACGGCCGAUGAAGGUGGGUUUCAUUUAUGCUCUACAAUUAUUCUUACAUUGAAAUGUGUAACAAAUAACCAUCUACACCUAAUCGCUGAUUGCAUAAAUGGCAGGGUAGAGGCUCAGAAAAAGGGGCAUGUUUAUAAAAAUUAUUUUAUCGGAUAAUCCUCGGUACAGCAUUGAUUCAGUUUUAUAAUCUUUUUCAAAGAGUAAAAAAGAAAUUAAAACAAAAAUAUUUAUUAGGUUUUAAGAGUAAUUUUUAAACACAUAGCAAAGCGUGGACACAACACAUGUCACCACUACCGAUGUCAUAUUUACAAAUGCCGACACUACCCAUGUCAUAGCUACAAUGUCACCACUACCGAUGACAUACCUACAAAUGUCCCGACUGACGAUGUCAUAUUUACCAAUGCCAUCACUAACGAGUUCAUAAUUACAAAUACCACCAUUACAUAUGUCACAACUACAAAUGUCUCCACUACCGAUGUCAUAAUGACAAGUGCCACCACUACCGAACUCGUAAGAAAAUAUGCCACCAAUGCUGGCGCCACAACUCCACAUGCCGUCCCUACUGGUGCCCUAGCUUCAACUGUCACCCUCACCCUCACUGACUCCACCAGGAAGUUAUUUGGCGGAAGGAAUCCUUGUCUGACUAUUCACGUCUAAGAUUAAUUUAUUUAAACGUACUUUCGUUGAUAUGGCGCUCAUUUCAUUCAAACUUCUCAGAAAAAAAAAAAACAGCAACAUUUUCUUUUGUUUCUAACGGCAGGCUGGGGGAGAAUAUGAGGGGUUAGUUGGAUGUCUAGAUGUCGCGGGGUGGGUUGAAUAGAAACAAGAUGUUGCACGAUGAGAAAAAUUUAUUGGAACAAUUAAAAUUUUAAACAUUCAAUUCUUACUUUUUUCAAAAAUUAAACGGGAAGAGACGAAUGUAGUCUCAAUACAAAAAAAACAAAAAAAACAAAAAAAAAAAAAAAAAAAAAAAAAAACAAAAAAAAAAAACAAAAAAUAAAAAAAAAAAAAAAAAAAAAAAAAAAAAAAAAAAAAAAAAAAACAAACAGAAAAAAACAACCCAACAACUCCGCUUAGAUUUAUAUAAAAAUUUAAAAUGUUCAUAUAAGAGAAGAAUCGCUUCAUUUAUCCCACCCCAAUGCUAGUGCUGACUCCCCAACAGCUAUCCAACCAUUCAACAGAUUCCAAUCAUUUAACACCUAUCAUCCAUUCAAAAAAAUAUCAAUACAUAAACACAUUCCAACAUAUCAACACAUUCCAACAAUUCAACACAUUCCAACAAUUCAACGCAUUCAAACCACUCACACAUUCCGAUACUCAACACAUUCCAAGCCAUUCCAACCAAUAACACAUUCCUACCGUUCAACACAUUUCAACCAAUUAACACAUUUCAACCAAUUAACACAUUUCAACCAAAUAACACAUUUCAACCAAUUGACACAUUCCAACAACUAACACAUUCCAAACAAUCAACACAUUCCAACCAAACAACACAUUCCAACCAUUCGACUCGUUCGCCCACAGUAUAUUUCGCAUUUUUUUCUAUUUAUACUUGAUAUUUCCCAAUUUCUGAUCACUUCCACAGGCAGAGACCAGGAAGGCAAGACCUCUCCAACACAAGAUGGCGGCCCGCCCGAAGAGGAGGCAGGAGAGGAGGAUAUCGACAACCAGGGUGCUGCUGAUGAUGCUGGUGUGGGAGAUGAGGUUGCCGCUGAUGAUGGCGGUGUGGGGGAUGAGGGUGCCGGUGAUGAUGGUGGUGAGGAGGAUGAGGGAGUUGGAGACGAGGGUGCUGCUGUUGAUGACGAUGCUGGUGAGAAAGAAGAAGGUAACGUCACGUUCGGUCAAAUAAAUUCCACACAUCUGCUACAACCUGUGCUCACGUUUAGGUCAAUAAUUAUAAUUAUCUUUGACAAAAGGAUUUCCCAAAGAAACUGCCGCACUGGGAGGAGUGGGUCGCGUGCCGCAAGUGGGAUGUGUGUGCCACGAUUAGGAUGUGUGUGCUGCAACGGGGAUGUGUGCGUCGCCAGUGGGAUGUGUGUGCCGCCAGUUGGAUGUGUGUAUGUGUAUUUUUAAAGUAGAAUAUAGAUACAUUUCUAAAUAUCGCUAAAAAUACAGUUUUCCCCCAUACAUUUGAAAACAAUGGUAAAUCCGCUCACAAAAAAAUCAUGGUAUACCAAAAGGUAUAAUUAAUAUAGGCCAGUGGUCGGCAUAUCACGGCUCGCGAGCCGCAAUGCGGCUCUUGAGUGACCCGAGUGCGGCUCGGCCAGUGGGAAACAAAUCGGUUUUGACUCCAAAAAUCAUGGUUCUUGAUAGGUUCUUGAAAAGAAAUUUGGCUCUCAAACAAAUUUUAAUCGUCCUGCUGCUGAUUUGUCGGUUCUUUUGACAAAGUUUUGCGACCACUGAUCUAAGAGAUAGGGUAGCUACCACAUAGUGAUAAACGUAAAUAAAUAAAUAAUUAUUUAUGUUUCACACAAUUUGAGCGUUGCUUACAAACGCCCCUGUAAAUAUAAAUUCAAUUAACAAUUUUGGGUGGGCUGUUUACAUAUUGAACCAUCUAACACCAACAUGACAUUCAGUGUUUUAAAAUUUACUGUCAUUUACCGCAUCUUUUCAGAUAAAGUCAAUGGAGCACCAACGUUGACGGACGAGCAAAGAGCAAGUGAGUUCUAGUUUUGACCUUUUUACAAAGCAUUUGUUCGUUUGUUAAAAGUUAAAAAUAUAGAUUUCAUGACGAUAUCUUCAUGGGUGUAAACACUUGUAACGUAUUUGUUACGGCGUAGGUUUGCAAUAGGUGUAUGCUCCUCACCAGUAGACAUGACAAUGAUUGACUAUAAUUUUGUGACGUACGGCAAUGGGUUAACUAAGGUUAUAUAUACUGAUGGAUUUGAGAUUAUCUUUACAAACAUUUGCUUAGAAAGCUACCGUCUUAAACAGCAUUUCCUUAAAAAUGAUGUUAACUUACAUCAGUCGUCAUUAUUCCCUGUCGUGUUUAUUCUGAUUAAAGGGAUUUUUUUUUUUUUUCAAAUUUUAUUUUGGACACAAAAAUUCAAGUUACACAUUUAAUAUACAGUUUAAAACAAUAGGAACUCAGUUUGUCCCGAAUAACUGGUUGUAAAUAAAACAUUUUGUCCCGACUGACUGGUUGUAAUUAAAACAUUUUGUCUCGACUGACUGGUUGUAAUUAAAACAUUUUGUCCCGACUGACUGGUUGUAUUUAAAACAUUUUGUUCCGACUGACUGGUUGUAAUACAAAAAUAUCCUUACUACCCUGUCAAGAUCGUUCACUCAAUAUGUAAUUGUCACGAUGUAUCAGAUAUAAUAUAUCAAAGUGUUAUCCUGUUACUGUCAACAGGGUGUCGUCAGCUGUUUGACCGGCAGGCUGUCAAUGGACGGCUGGACAUCAAGGGUUUCAAGACCUUGUUCAGGCUCAUGGGAGAAGUUCUUUCAUCGAGUGAUGCCGAGCAGAUGUUUGAAGAGGGAGAUAAAGACGGUGAGUUUGUCUUGAGAUAAGUGAUGGCAGAUGGUGUGAAAAGGAUGUUUGCUGGUGAAGGUAUGGUCUGGUAAUCAUAUGGUCAGUUAUGGAUAGCAUUGUGAGGUAAGCAAUGCUUUGUCAGGUACGAAAGACAUGGUGAGAAUAGGAUAUGUUGGUAUGAUAACGAUAAAUGUGUGAUUUAUUGAUUUCCAUAUUAUUUACUCUACGUAUUUUUAACAGGACAAUGUAAAAUGUUUCCCAAAAGAUUUAAAUCUCAAUGUAUUUUUGUAUUGACACCCUCUUUCGGCUCUUCUUCCACACAUUAAAAGCCCCUAAAAGACCUACUUUAAAAGCCCCCAAAGGACGUACUUUAAAAGCCCCUAAAUGACGUACAUUAAAAGGCCCCAAAGGGCGUGCAUUAAAAGCCCUUAAAGGACGUACAUUAAAAUUCUCCAAAAGACACACAUUAAAAGCCCCCAAGGAAUACAUUAAAAGCCUCCAGCAGACGCACAUUAAAAGCCCCUAAAUGACGUACAUUAAAAGGCCCCAAAGGACGUACAUUAAAAGCCCUUAAAGGAAGUACACUAAAAAUCCUCCAAAAGACGUACUUUAAAAGCCCCAAACGACGUACUUUAAAAAAAACCAAAAGACAUACGUUAAAAGCCCCCAAAAGACGUACCUUAAAAGCCCCCGGAGGACAGACCUUUAAAAGCCGCAAAAGGCCUUCAUUAAAAUGCCCCAAAGGACGGUGUUUCAAUGAACGAUUUGAUAGUUCAUGUGAUUGUUUUGUCGUUUUUCUACCCCAGACAACGGCACGAUCGAGUUUGAUGAGUUCUCACGACUCUACGCUCUGUACAGCCAAGAGGAAGACACACGGAAACGGGCCAUGAUGGAAUCUAUUGAAAAACUCUUCCCAUCGAACGGCGAUCAGCAACUGGAGCUAAAGAAGGUGAGUUCUCCAUCCAACACGAGACUGUGGGGCGUAUAUGAGUCGAAAUGCCUGCCUCGGCCUCGCUAGCUUCUGCGAUCCAUAGCAAACUGGUACCCAUGAGUUCAGGUCUAUUCUAAUUGAUUCGAGGGGUAAUUUUAGUCAAACGUUAGGACAAAAUAAACUAUGUUAAAACAUAUGUGUGAGAGCACGUGUGGAAAGCUCGGAAGUUUGCUUAUCCCAGUUGCCCAUACUCCGCAUUAUAUAUUGCUCAAAAGUAAAUUUUCGGAUUUCUUUGUUCCCAGGUUGAGCAGGUGUUAUUGAAGCUCCAACACCCUGGUCUUGACCUGAGGCUGUCCAAGGAAAAGAGUGACCUAUGCCCUGAAGACAUCAAGUCUUUGGUUCGAGCAAUGGACGCAGACGGCAGCGGGAAAAUAUCAAAACAAGGUCAGUGUCGUGUCUGACAGUCCAGUACUUUGGCCAGGGUCAUGUCUAGCCGUCCAGUACUUUGGUCAGGGUCAUGUAUAGCCGUUCAGUACUUUGGUCAGGGUCAUGUAUAGCCAUCCAGUACUUUGGUCAGGGUCAUGUAUAGCCGUCCAGUACUUUGGUCAUGGUUAUGUAUAGCCAUCCAGUACUUUGCAAGAAAAUAAGUGUGACAGAGCCCUAUGUUAACAGCGUCAGAACAAUGGCUAAUUGCAAGCUUUGUCGGAGUGACUUACAGUGGCGCUGCUGGAGAACUUUGAUUGUCGGGUGCAGGCACAAUCCUUAUGUUACCCUACAAUGAUAGGACCCGUCCCCUUUUAAAAAACGUUUACAAGUUUUACUGUUACUGAAUGUCCACAAUUUUAUGGAAGCCUUCGACCGAUUCUUAAGUAGCUAUGUAUUGAUCAUCCAAUCAGGGAAUUCAGUGGUGGACAAACAUUUGAGUGUGAUGAGCCAGUCUGUGAUUUCAGUAUUACACAAACAUUUGAGUGUGAUGAGCCAGUCUGUGAUUUCAGUAUUACACAAACAUUUGAGUGUGAUGAGCCAGUCUGUGAUUUCAGUAUUAGACAAACAUUUGAGUGUGAUGAGCCAGUCUGUGAUUUCAGUAUUAGACAAACAUUUGAGUGUGAUGAGCCAGUCUGUGAUUUCAGUAUUAGACAAACAUUUGAGUGUGAUGAGUAAGUCAGUGACUUCAAGGUUAGACAAACAUUUGAGUGUGAUGAGCCAGUCUGUGAUUUCAGUAUUAGACAAACAUUUGAGUGUGAUGAGCCAGUCUGUGAUUUCAGUAUUAGACAAACAUUUGAGUGUGAUGAGCCAGUCUGUGAUUUCAGUAUUAGACAAACUUUUUGAGUGUGAUGAGCCAGUCUGUGAUUUCAGUAUUAGACAAACAUUUGAGUGUGAUGAGCCAGUCAGUGACUUCAGUGGUGGAAAAUUAUUUAGCGUGUUAAGUCAUUAAAAAAAAAAAUCUGCUACUGAAAUAAUUUAGGAGCCCCUUUCACAUUAGAAUAUGUAAAAUAAUACACAAAAAAUAAAUUAAUAAUCACAUUUAUUUCUUCUAAGAGCCACACGUGGCUACAGAGCUGCUGGUUGCCGACCACCGGGUUCUUUGACUCAAUGAACACUGCAUUAUGGUAGAUCUGUAGAUCUCGACUGUUUGAGUAUAUAUCAGUAAUCAAAAACUAUCCAAUAAUAUUAACCUUGACAUCUCAAAAUAAAUUUUCUCUCUUUCAGAAUUCGUUGACACACUUUGCCAGCACAUCGAAGGUUAACAUCAAGGUCAUCAUAAAGUUAGGCGCAUUCAAAUUUAUGGUCCCUGCUGACAGUCCAUCUUGUGCAAAGCUCUGUCUGAAAUCCUAAAAAAAUGCAAAAUUUUAAGUCACCUUAUUCAUCUCGUUUGGAAAAAAAUAUCUGCUUUAAAAGUUGAAUUCUUUUUUUUUGGAAUACGCAAAAUAUUUUAAAUUUUUAAACUAUUUUAAUUUUUACAUUUUGGACGGUUCUAGUUCAAAUAUAAAUUAUUUCUAUGAAAUCAUAAUUCAAGUUUAUCAAUCAGUAUUUCCCUGUGAUUUUGUUUUUGACAUUCCUAUAGAACUGCCCUGUAUUAAUUAAGAUUCUUAGUAUACUGUAAACAUAUGGGUUAAGUUGUCUAACGUCUUCUGUCAAUGUCAGGGAUGCAAUGGUUUGGAAUGUGACAUUUUGUCAACAUGUUUAUACGGUGUUUAUUAUCAUUUCAAGUCUGUAUAUUGUAUAUAUAAUAAAAUCUGUGAUACAUGUUAAGAUUUAAAAACAAAAAAGAAAAUAACAAAAACCUAUUCAUACACACCAUCCAGAGACAAUGGAUUAACAUAUACUAGACUCCAGCUCAUCCAGAGACAAUGGAUGAACAUAUACUAGACUCCAGCUCUUCCAGAGACAAUGGAUGAACAUAUACUAGACUCCAGCUCUUCCAGAGACAAUGGAUGAACAU
Molecule: messenger RNA, 23557 nt
Organism: Lymnaea stagnalis (great pond snail)
Lineage: Eukaryota; Metazoa; Mollusca; Gastropoda; Lymnaeidae
Source: the annotation of a GenBank genome assembly